GGCAUACCUCCGACUAAGGCGCGAGCUUGCUCACCUUGGAGAGAAUCCUGGAAAAGUUUGGCGGAGUAUCAGUAUGCUCUUCGGCUGUUACAUGUUUCAAGGACGCGCGCCCAAGGUGAGCAGUUGGCUGGCCUAAUCUGACGGAUGAAGCCGGUCCAGCGCCACAGAAUUACGAAGAAGGCUCGGGCCCCUUCAGGCGCGGCGCCAUUCUCUUUCAUCUUCCAGUGUGUCCAUGAAUAUCUCCGGAGAUUACUCAGGCACCAGCGUGCUCGCCCAUGGCUAGAAGAGAAGGAGAAGCAAGCGUGGGGCUCGAGCUGGUUGGAUCUCUAAGAGCAAAAUCUUGCGCCACCUCGCAAAGGUCGAGCGGAUCCUGCCGUCGUUAAAGGCGAAGGUUACAAAGCGCGCGGUGAAGAAGUAAGGCUUGAGAACUGCCACGAAGGCUGCCCUGUGCUUGAGGUUCCAACUUCUCCUUUCUACCACGCAAGAGCGAGAAACUACCCAGCUUGUUGGCAGUUAGCUCUUUUACCAUCUUUGUGCAUCCAUUGGCUUGCAAGCUGGGCGGUUGGGUUUCUGACGUGCGACCCGCCGCUCUUUCGCUGAGGGGGUGCCUUUUCUUUGGCGCUGCGUUCUUCUGUAGAAUAGCCGUAAAACCUGUAGAAGCUCCAUAGAACUACUGAGGCACCGUAGAAAAUUGCUUGGGAGCGCAGCGCCUGCGGGGUCAGGGGGCGCGCAAAAGAAAAGGCCGCGUAAGUAGAAAGCGGAAGCUUUUGGGCUCGAUGACAGGGGCGCGCUGUGCAGGGUGGUCGGUCUCAGCUUCUAAAACAGGAUGGGCCUCAAAUCCAAGGUAUGCGAGCACUGAAGGCGCUAGCUUUAAAGAUUUGCUAAACUAGCUGACGCAUGCCCUGACUCUGCGGGAGUGUCUUGAGCUUUCUGUCAGCUAGGUUCGCUGGUAGCUAGGCGCUAGCGUGUUCGGUUUGUCUCUUCUUCAUGAGUGCACGCGAAGCGGCGACAUGCGUAUGAUUAUGGUGCGCUUGUGUGUGCUCAUCUCUUGGGGCAUCUUGCUUGCUGGAAAGGUCGCAGAAGUUGCUCAGCGCGAUACAGCGGCAGGAUGCACGGCAGGGACGAGUCUCGGGCUCGGCCUGCUUUAAUGUGAAACGCUAGUCACCCGGCUGCGCUCAGCUUUUUAAGAGAGGGCUCGUAGCUUGGCUGGAUCUGUGAUUUUUCGGCGUUUGUUACUUAGUUAGUUGGAUGUUUGCGUACUUAGUUAGACGGCUAUCUCCUUUAGCUUCGUGGCCAGCGCCUCGUCUCUGUGGUUUUCUAUCUAAACGCUCGCACGCUGGGGCCUUCGGCUGCUCACUUAGUUAUUAGGUAGCUGACUACUUGGCGCGGGCGGCGCUUUCAAGAAGAUAUUACCCCAUAGGUAGCGUCAGGGCUUUGGAGUAGUUACUGCUAUUAUUUCUGGCGAAGUCAAGUGCGUUCGUACUACGUACGCGCGUAGUAGUAGUAGCAGUAGUAGCAGUUGUCUGCUCUUCCAUUUUCAGAGGGUUGGCUGAUGGACAUGCCGUCGCUUCUCUGUGGCGCUCUAAUAGCUUGGCGCUCUCGAGGCGAAGCACGUGCUAGCAGUGUUGUCGAAGCACUCUCAGUGCAACCGAAUGCCGCAGGCACUAAGGGUUAUGGCGCUCCCAUCUUGGCAGGGACUAACUAAAACUAUGGUGCACUCGUUGCACGUGUUGCGGCUGUUGUUGUUGCUUGGUCGCUUUAUUGUUUAAGAAGUCGCCGCCUUCUCUAUGGUCUUCUAAUGGUUGGGAGAAGAGUUCGCGCAUGACCUUGACUGGCCGUGGGGCGAGAAGAUGUAUGACGGCGGGGGGCGCUUACUCAGGUGGCUGGCACUCGCUGAGGCCUUGCGCUGUUUCUUAUGAUGAGGGGAAAGGAAGAAAGAACGGCAAGGAGUCUGAAGCCCAAUCUGCAACGAGAAUGAGUAAGCCCGCCCGCUCGUCAUAGGACGGUGGAUCUACGUUUUCGGCCGCGAUCCGGCUUUUUAUUAUGGCUGCCUACGUAUCAACCUUGCGCUCAGUGUUUUCGUUCUUAUUACUUACGCUGCCACUAGCUUGCGCUUGUGUGCUUGCUUUUCUGCGCGCUAUCUGUCUGAUUGGGUAAUGCCUCGUAGGAAUUAGCGCUACUGCGCGUGAUUUGAUCAAUCGCCGCCUUCGCCUCUCUUACUUUCUAGCUCGCCCCUGAGGCUGAGACACUGGGCGCCCCUUCUUUGUUUCCUCUAAUGAUGCACCGCGCCUUCGCGCCAAAGUGACGAAUUCUGUUAAGAGAGGGUGGCCCGUGGUGGUCGUAGGGUUUAGUUUGGUUUGAAUGAGUAGAAGCAAGCGGCAGCCUAUCAGCACACGUAGACGCGCUGUCUUUCAGUCAGAAGCUCUGCGGCAUACGCACCCACUCAAGACGACGCGCCAGCUCGAUUGUGGUAGUGUAGGAGUGUGACUAAGUGAGGGCAGACGAAAGAGAGCUGGGGCGCUGUAGAUUGGGUUUCCACUUCGGGCGCUCGCAAGUUUGCAAACUUCUCCGUCCCAGUUCGUUUCUAUCUUUUUGCCUCUUUGAUAGAUACAUAAUUGUCAAUCAGUCACUGAGUGAAUGCAUGAAGCAAAUAACAAGUUACUAAAUUCAGAAGCUUGCUUUCACUCUUUCAGUGAGUCUCUCCUUUGUUGCAUUAACUUGCCUAACUUUCUCUACAUACAUACAUACGUACGCACUUACUUACUUACUUACUUACUGACCGCUUGCUCAGUUUGGUGGAAGGAUUGCUCGUCUGUCUCUUUCGCUUGAAGCGGCAAGAAUCCCCAUGGCCCCGGCCGGAGACCAUAGCCCCCGGGCCAUUUUUCAGGGGUUCGGGGGGCACCUGCUCCUGGUCUUGGGGUUUUGCUCUAAUCAUCGACAGGGGAGUGUGAGCGCGCUGGCGACCGCUUUUUCAAUUAAGGCACAACAGGGGAGCCGCCUCCUGCGACGUGAGCAUCUGCGGCGCCGUUGUCAGGGACAACACGCGCCACAGGCACAGACGUUUCCAAAGGUGGGCCUUUUUGCGCUCUAAUCUUAGAUACUCCGCAAAGUCAUGGAGCAGAAACCAAAGUACAAACCGCUGGAGAGGAGCUUCGGCGCGACCUACCUUAAGGCUCUCUGAAAGAAUCUGGCCUCAUUGGGGUCGCACUAAGAUACUCUGACUGUCGGUAGCGCUCGGCGAAUUUUCUGGCUUCAAUCAUUGACGCAGGCGCCGCGUCUAGGGUGCGCCUUUUGGCGUGAUCGUCGCUUCUUUUUCGAUGGGGUAGCAAGCUAGCUAGCUAGCUCAAGCUAGCUCGGUAGCGAGGCAGUAGAAUAGAUAGGUCUACAACUCAGCGCAGCUCUAAUUCCAGGGCGUCCAAGAAAACCCAGAACGAUCUGAACUACAUGGGCUGCAAUUAGGGCGCGUUUUUCACUAUCUUGCCCUUGGCAGUGCGCUGAGCGCGUUGCCCCUGAUUUGAAAGUAAGGGUGAGGGAGACCGAGCGGCCGAACAUAAACGGUCGGGCAACGCGCACGCGCUCCGCUGUUUAUAUAUACUCAUGACUAGUGAAAAGCGUGCGCUAAUGGAGGCUCGUGCAGUUCAUGAAACACUGCAGACGACAAUUAAGGGGAGCCAGGCUUUGGGCGUUUCGUUCUCAUCUCUUCUUGUUUUUCAUGGCUCUCCAAAGGGGCGAGAGCCGGGCAAGCAGAGGAGUAAUGAAACACCGAGGGGGCCUUCGCGCUAAGAAAUAGCCAACAAAACGGAGCGGCGCAGCAGUUGCAGGAGGAGUCGUCGCAUGGAGGUAGUGACGACGAGGAAGACAGCUCCUCGGGGAGUGAUAGCGAGUAAAAUAGGGCGGUAGAAAAUGGGGAGGCUUCUCGUGCAGCGAAGUCUUGUGAAUUUUUUUGAGAAGCAGGCACGCAUCCAUGCAAUCAAAACAAGACAAAGCAACUCUGACACAUUUUUGAUUCUUUCGUGUGGUGUGCAACAUUGCGGUCGCAUCAGCGGCGCCUGCCUUCCAGAUGUCUUUUUUUGAAAGUUUGUCUCAAUGAGUUGAGACUCGUUCUCUCAUUCUUAAAAGCAGCAACUUCGUAUCUUUCAUUCUUACAGUGAUUCAAACUAACGCACAAGCUUAACAGUGUUUCAAACUAACGGUAGGCCAUGUUAUCGCCCCGGUUCGUUCGGUUCCUUCGUGCCGUACGUAUGUACGCUCGCUCACUCCUUGACUCUUUCAGUCUGAGUGAUUCACUGACUGACAUCGCAUUGACCCCCUUCAAUCUAUCUAAGAGUAAAACUCUACGAAUGUGUCGCGUUUUACAGUAAGCAGCUAAGUCAGUUACUUCGUUCGUUCAGAUGGAUCAAGAAAUCUCACUGCGGGCGACUUCUUCAGCUCAACAACAGCUUCGCACUUUUUGCACUUCUUCAGACUAGGGGUCGCGCAGUCACGGCGCAAG
Molecule: messenger RNA, 4492 nt
Organism: Amoebophrya sp. A25
Lineage: Eukaryota; Dinophyceae; Syndiniales; Amoebophryaceae
Source: the annotation of a GenBank genome assembly